AGAUAUUUUUUACUGUAACCGGGGUCUUUGCACAAUAAAACCGAAACUCAUGAGAGUUGAAGAAGAGAGAGGGAGGCGAAGUGAGGAGAGGAGAGGAGAGGAAGCUGAAGCAAUCUUGAGAGAGGGAGAGACUCUCUGAGUAUUCUUUUGACUCACUUCCUCUCUUCUCUUGCACCCUUCGAUAGAGACUGAUACAUUAACAACAACUCAAUGCAUAAGUUGAGUAGAACCAACCGUGACAAGCUUCAGCAGUACGUGUCUAUUACAGGAGCUAGUGAGAAGAGUGCUCUUCAGGCUCUUAAAGCCAGUGAUUGGCAGAUCGAAGCAGCUUUUGAUGUGUUUUACAGUCAGCCACAGCCUAAAAGCAAUGGUGACCUGAGACGCUUGGAAGAGCUCUUCAAUAGAUAUAAAGAUCCAUAUUCUGAUAUGAUUCUAGCGGAAGGUGUCUCGGUUCUCUGUAGUGAUCUUCAGGUGGAACCUCAAGACAUUGUCACGUUGGUUCUUUCGUGGCAUAUGAAUGCUGCCACAGCGUGUGAAUUUUCCAGGGAAGAAUUUGUUGGUGGAUUACAAGCAUUAGGCGUAGAUUCCAUUGGGAAGUUGCAGGAAAAGCUGGCAUUUAUGCGUUCUGAGCUUAAAGAUGAACAAAAGUUUUAUGACAUCUACAGCUUUGCUUUUGGGUGGGCGAAAGAGAAGGGGCAGAAGUCUCUUGCUUUAGAUACAGCGAUUGGGAUGUGGCAGCUGCUCUUUGCAGAAAAAGAGUGGCCUUUGGUGAAUCACUGGUGUGACUUCUUGCAGGAUCGUCAUAACAAGGCCAUAUCUAAGGACACAUGGGCACAGCUCCUGGAAUUUGCAAGGACGGUGAACCCGAUGCUGUCUAAUUACGAUGCAGAAGGAGCAUGGCCGUACCUCAUUGAUGAAUUCGUUGAGUAUUUGUAUGACAAGAGCGUUGUUGACAAGUAACCUACCAUCUGGGAGAAGUGAGUAGCUCUAUUUUACAAUUUAUUACUAUUCUUUAGUGAGAUUUUUUUGUUUUCUUGUCUGAAUCUUCACAUUUGAUGAUCUUCUAACUUUCAGACUAAUCAGUUUUUAGCUUAAUGAAACCAACAACUCGAUCCUCUGUUA
This is a messenger RNA of Brassica rapa (field mustard), 1122 nucleotides long. RefSeq names its product DCN1-like protein 2. Gene Ontology annotation, cellular component: ubiquitin ligase complex. Lineage: Eukaryota; Viridiplantae; Streptophyta; Magnoliopsida; Brassicales; Brassicaceae. Gene Ontology annotation, molecular function: ubiquitin-like protein binding; cullin family protein binding; ubiquitin conjugating enzyme binding. The record is from RefSeq and is a predicted model, not a curated record. Gene Ontology annotation, biological process: protein neddylation.